CCAAAUAACGCCCUGGAAGUCUACACAAAAUUGGUAUUAUCACAAGCGAAAUAACCCGAAAGAAAAAUCAUUUCUGUCCCUGAAAAUUCGAGUCUCUCAUUUUUCCAUGGCGUUUCCUUCUUGGUUCACUCGGUUUAAUUCUAAACAAAUUUAUAGAUCUCUUCGAACUACAACAUCAUCUUUCAACAACACUUAUUCUCACAUCUCUCAAACCCCAUCAACAUCAUCUUCUACUUCCACUAUAGAGAAGAUUAUUAGUACUGAAGGAAACAAACAGUACUUUUCAUGGUUGUCUUCUUUACUUCCUCUUGCACUCACAUUUUCUGCUGGAUUAUGUUCCUUAGAUUCUCGGAGAAAUAUUUCUGUUUGUGAUUCUAAUGUCACUGAUGGUGUUCGUUAUGGAGGCAAAGGGAGUACCGAACAUGUUGUUGGGGGUAAUUCUAAGGAGAUUCCUCAAGAGCUUAUCAAAGAAUUGGAAUCUAUCUGUCAAGAUAAUAUGACAAGGGAUUAUGAAGAGAGAUAUUUCCAUGGAAAACCACAGAACAGCUUUCACAAAGCUCUAAAUAUCCCGGAUAUUGUUGUUUUUCCAAGGUCUGAAGAGGAAGUUUCCAAGAUAGUUGUAUCUUGCAACAAUCAUAAGGUUCCUAUCAUACCAUAUGGUGGAGCUACGUCAAUUGAGGGUCAUACCUUGUCACCUAAUGGGGGUGUAUGCAUUGACAUGACACUAAUGAAAAAUGUUAAAUCGUUAAAUAUAGAGGAUAUGGAUGUUGUGGUUGAGCCUGGAAUUGGAUGGAUGGAGCUCAAUGAAUAUCUGGAGCCUUAUGGUCUGUUUUUCCCCCUCGAUCCAGGACCUGGUGCAACCAUCGGUGGCAUGUGUGCUACACGUUGCUCUGGCUCUUUAGCUGUAAGGUAUGGGACUAUGCGCGAUAAUGUCAUAAGUCUUAAGGUAGUCCUUGCUAACGGGGAUGUGGUGAAGACCGGAAACCGGGCUCGGAAGAGCGCUGCAGGGUACGAUUUAACUCGCUUAAUUAUUGGAAGUGAAGGAACCUUGGGCGUGAUAACGGAGGUUACUCUAAAACUACAAAAGAUCCCUCAGCACUCAGUGGUUGCAAUGUGCAAUUUUCCAACUGUUAAGGAUGCAGCUGAUGUUGCCAUAGCUACUAUGCUAUCUGGGAUACAGGUGUCUAGAGUAGAGCUCUUGGAUGAGGUUCAAGUGAAGGCCAUCAAUCUGGCAAAUGGGAAAAAUCUGCCAGAGCUUCCAACUCUGAUGUUUGAAUUUAUAGGCACAGAGGCAUAUUCUCGUGAGCAAACACUUAUUGUUCAAAAGCUUGUUUCGGAGCACAAUGGCUCUGAUUUUGUUUUUUCUGAAGAACCUGAAGCAAAGAAGGAACUUUGGAAGAUAAGGAAGGAAGCUCUCUGGGCCCUUUUUGCAAUGGAACCUGAUUUUGAAGCAAUGAUCUCGGACGUGUGUGUUCCCUUGUCACGGCUUGCGGAAUUAAUAUCACUGAGUAAAAAGGAGAUUGAUGCGUCACCAUUGGUGUGCACGGUUAUUGCUCAUGCUGGUGACGGUAACAUGCAUGCUCUGAUUCUGUUUGAUCCUGAUAAAGAAGAGCAAAGACGGGAAGCAGAAAAACUAAACCAGUUGAUGGUCUAUAAUGCCUUGGAAAUGCAAGGGACUUGUACCGGAGAGCAUGGUGUUGGCACUGGAAAAAUGAAGUAUCUUGAGAAAGAGCUUGGCAUUGAGGCGUUACAGACGAUGAAAAAAAUUAAGUCAGUUUUAGAUCCGAACAAUAUCAUGAAUCCAGGAAAAAUCAUUCCUCCACAUGUUUGUUUCUAAGCUCUUGGCCAGACAGAUACUACAUUUCGGAGCGCAAUGCAAGAAUUAGAUCUUCAUUUGUCCGCCAUGUUGUCUGUCCCCGCUGAAAAUGGUAUCCAUUUGUCCUUUUUUUUAUUUUUUAUUUUAAAUACGUCGAUUAUUUCCAGUAAAGACGGCUAUAUGUAUCUAUCGGUAUGUAAUUUACACAAAAAUAAUUUCCCCCUUGUUUCAUCUAAUCUAACCAAUAUAAAGAAGAGGGAGGGUCCCCUCACACUUCUAUAUUUACACUA
Molecule: messenger RNA, 2106 nt
Organism: Papaver somniferum (opium poppy)
Lineage: Eukaryota; Viridiplantae; Streptophyta; Magnoliopsida; Ranunculales; Papaveraceae
Product: D-lactate dehydrogenase [cytochrome], mitochondrial-like
Exons: 17
Coding region: 107-1837 (576 amino acids)
Biological process (GO): lactate catabolic process
Cellular component (GO): mitochondrion
Molecular function (GO): D-lactate dehydrogenase (cytochrome) activity; FAD binding; D-lactate dehydrogenase (NAD+) activity
Source: RefSeq, a predicted model, not a curated record